This is a messenger RNA of Suillus paluster, 750 nucleotides long. RefSeq names its product Alpha/Beta hydrolase protein. The transcript is spliced from 8 exons. Bases 1 to 750 code for a protein of 249 amino acids. The record is from RefSeq and is a predicted model, not a curated record. NCBI's taxonomy places the organism in Eukaryota, Fungi, Basidiomycota, Agaricomycetes, Boletales, Suillaceae. Gene Ontology annotation, molecular function: hydrolase activity.
AUGAGUUUAUGCAAGCACUGCAUCCAAGGCGUACGCCACGAGGGUGAGCCCCUGGGAAAACUCGAGACUAUCGGCGGUGUCCCUUGCUACGUCGCUACCCCUGCUGUCGACUACCCCAAGGACAAAGUCAUUCUCUUCCUGCCGGACGUCUUCGGCAUCGAGCUCAUCAAUGCCAAGCUCCUCAUUGAUGACUUUGGAAACAAUGGCUUCAAGGUCGUUGGUAUCGACUACCUCAACAACGAUGCUCUUCCCGCUGAUGCCCUGAAUUCUCCCACAUUCGACUUGGGGAAAUGGUUCGGAGGCCAUGGCGCCGAUAAAACCCGCCCACCCCUCGACAAGGUCAUCGCCGCACUCAAAGAGGAAGGUGUCACCAAGUUCGGGGCCACUGGUUACUGCUUCGGUGGUCGCUACGUCUUUGAUCUUGCGCUCGAAAACGUCAUCCAGUGCGCCGUCACCUCCCACCCCUCACUCUUAAAGAUCCCUGACGAUCUCAAGAAAUACCUUGCCGACGCAAAGGCACCUCUCUUGAUAAAUUCCUGCGAGACCGAUCAACAGUUCCCUAUAGCAGCUCAAGCACAGGCCGAUGAAAUUCUGGGCAACGGGAAAUUCGCCCCAGGAUACAAGCGCGAGUAUUUCCCAGGCUGCACACACGGGUUUGCCGUCCGUGGGGACAUGUCAAUCCCAGAGGUCAAGGCUGGGAAAGAGGGAUCGUUCAAGGCUUCUGUCGAGUUCUUCCUUGAGCACCUGUGA